Molecule: messenger RNA, 1222 nt
Organism: Cannabis sativa
Lineage: Eukaryota; Viridiplantae; Streptophyta; Magnoliopsida; Rosales; Cannabaceae
Exons: 1
Coding region: 101-1024 (307 amino acids)
Source: RefSeq, a predicted model, not a curated record
GAUAUAAUUAUAUAUGAGCAUCAGGUGUUUAGUAUUUAAGCUCCAUCUAGAGAGAGUGUGGUAGACAAAAGCCAACCCUGACCUCUUAGACAAGCUUGCAAUGGGCACUUUGAUAGGGCACAUAGUGCCUGGUUUGGCACUUGCCCUUCUCGGCCUAUGGCACAGCAUCAAUACUAUCAGAACGUACUUUCUCAAAGGACCUCCCAACUUUACUGUAAGGUUUUGGUACCCGUUAUACAGUCCUUCAAAAUUUAAGCACCUGGAGCUUAUUUUCAUCUUAUCAUUCUCUGUAUUUGCAAUUAUUAUGGAAAUUCUCGACUUCCCUUUUCUUCACUUGGCCUUUAAACUCAACAACUACGAGCAUGCAACUAUGUUCCUCCACCUAGCUAUAUUUUCAGGAUUUACCCUUUGUGCUGAGUUAAUGCAGUCAUUGCACAUCUUAUCAGGAGUUGCUGGUGUUCUUAUAUCCUCAGUUUUUGGCCAAGAACUUUUCCUGCUUCAUUUUCACUCUGCUAACCAUGUUGGGAUUGAAGGGCAUUACCAUUGGCUUUUGCAAGUCAUAGUCUUCAUUUCCCUCAUGGCAGCACUUGCAGCAACUUGUUUUCCAACUAGUCUCCCUGCAACUAUUGUUCUCUCUAAUUCUAUUGUAUUUCAAGGUUGUUGGUUUAUGAACAUGGGGUUGAUGCUAUGGCUUCCAGAGUUUGUUCCUGCUGGUUGUGCUGUACAUUUGGUCGAAGGUAGCAGCGGGGAUGACAGGCUUGGAGCAGUUGUCUGUGCUUCUGGGGAGGCGGAUUCGAGAGCAAGAGCGCUGGCCAACUUGCAAUUUAGUUGGAUACUUGCUGGAAUUUUGAUAUUUACAGCAUGCAUAUCCCUAAAGUUGGCUGCAAAAUAUAGACCAAGAGACUUCCCUUUAGAGUAUGAGCAGCUGCAGAGUAAAGGGCCUGAUAUUCAUAUUCCCAUGAACAGGCUCACUCAUGCUGGUCCAUGUAUGGUUUCAAUAUCUUCAAGGACACUUGAAUCAUAAGGAUUCACGUACAUGUAUGGCAGUUACUUUAGGAUCUAUAAUUUGUAAUUUGAAAAAAGGCAACCAACUUCUAUAAGCUUAUCUAUCGACUUGAAAAGACAACUAUAAUGCUAAAAUGUGUGGAAUCAAUAUAUAUGGGAAAAUUAUAGGUAAGACCAUUACUUUUGCAUUCAUUCGUGAGAGUAUUUUUUUAUGAUA